Messenger RNA from Medioppia subpectinata, 1626 nucleotides. The record is from the annotation of a GenBank genome assembly. NCBI's taxonomy places the organism in Eukaryota, Metazoa, Arthropoda, Arachnida, Sarcoptiformes, Oppiidae.
AUGUGCAUGAAAAUGCAUGUUACUUUAUUGGCAUUUAUAUUCGUUUUCAUUCUGUCCUCUAUUCAAACGAUUCGGGUUUAUUACCGAAGAAAGUUUAGGUAUUGGAUUGAACGUGGGAUUAAUGGACCAAAACCUAGAUUAUUGUUGGGUACACUGUAUGAGCAGUUGAAAACUCCGUUACCUAUUCUUGAGAUACAAUGGUAUGAAAAAUAUGGCAAACUUUACGGAAUAUACAACGGAAGCAAACCAACGCUGAUAGUGGGUCAGCCCGAUCUGAUCAAAACAAUAUUGGUUAAAGACUUUCACAACUUUACCGACAGAAUGGUAUUGAAAACAAAGCAUCCGAUUUUGGACAAGCAUUUGGUGAACGCGAGGGGAGACGACUGGAAACGCAUUCGAGCGGUUGUCAGUCCGACCUUCAGUUCGGGUAAAAUACGGCGAAUGGAGGCUCUGGUGAGCGCUUGUGUCCACACGUUUGCCGGCGUAUUGGAGACGUACGCCCAGACGGGACAGACCGUCAACAUAAAGGACUUGUUCGGCAACUUCACGAUGGAUGUGAUCGCCUCGUGUGCCUUCGCCACCAAAACAGACACACAUAACGAUCCGCUCAAUCCGUUUGUCACAAACGCCCGAAAGAUAUUCAAUGUGGAGCUGAAGAAGGCGUUACCGUCGCUAUUAUUGCCGACAUUUGUGUUAAAACUAUUGAAAAUACGGUCCAUUCAUAAUGAAAAGGCCAAUGAGUUCUUCUUCGACACCACUCGACAUAUACUAAACAAACGCCGAAAUGCGGACAACAGUAGCGAUAAAUAUAACGAUUUUCUACAAUUGCUAAUCAAUGCCAACAACAGUGAGACGAUUGAUGAAAAUGACGAUACAAAUGAUGAGACGACAGAAGUGGAGACAAACUUGAUUGAAGACAAGACUGGGAAGACUGGGACCACAAAUAGGCACUUAAGUACUGAUGAGAUGUUAGCGCAGGCGUACGUGUUUUUCGCGGCCGGUUAUGAGACCACAGCCAACGUCCUGUCAUUCUGUGCCUACGAAUUGGCACUCAAUCCAGAGAUCCAACAAAAACUGUUUGUAGAGUUGGCCGGUGUUGGCCACGAGUCCGACGGACACCAGGAGUGGUCGUACGAAGAGUUGGCAAAACUACCGCUUUUGGACGCAAUCGUAUCGGAAACCCUACGCCUGCACUCGCCGUUUACACGACUGACCCGAGUGUCAAACACUGAGUACAAGUUGGGCGACAAACAGAUCCCAAUCAAAAAGGGUCACUCCAUAGACAUUCCCAUCUAUGCUAUGCAUCAUUCGGACGAGUAUUUCCCGAAUGCCAAUCAAUUUAUUGCCGAAAGAUUUUUGCCCGAAAAUCGGCACAAAAUAAUUCCCUACACAUACCUGCCCUUCGGCUCCGGACCUCGAAAUUGUAUUGGUAUGAAAUUUGCAUUAAUGGAGACUAAGCUAUGUUUGGCCCAAAUUGUUAGCAGAUUUAAACUAAUCAAAUGUGUGGACACAGAAACACUUCAUUAUAAACGGAUUACACGUCUGUCAACGCCUGACAAAGUUGUUGUUCAAUUAGAAAUGAGAUAAUAAUGUGAUUAUUUACUCACUACUUGUAAAACCUCUGAA